AUGGAUCGCGAUGCGGGACUGAAGGAGAAUCUCCACCGGCAAAUUCGCGAAUACGAGGCAAAGGGCUACACGCACAAGGCUACGAAAGCAGAAAUGGAAGCAGCAGAUCCUAGAAGAGUGUGGUAUCUUCCGGUUGGAGCGGUGAUAAACCCCAAGAAGCCGGGGAAAGUCCGUAUCAUCUGGGACGCAGCGGCCAAGGUGGAUGGCAUAUCCCUGAACAGCGCUCUUCUUAAAGGCCCCGAUCAACUCUCUUCUCUUCCAGCCGUUCUUUUUCGCUUUCGGCUGUAUGGAGUAGCACUUAGCUCGGAUAUCCAGGAAAUGUUUCACCAGAUCCGAAUCCGUGAAGAAGACAAGAGCUCCCAGCGUUUUUUGUGGCGUGCCAAACCGUCCGAAAAGCCAACCGUCUACUUGAUGGAUGUCGCCACAUUUGGCAGCACCUGUUCACCAGCUUCGGCACAAUUCGUAAAAAAUCGGAACGCUGAGCAACAUCGAGAGCUUUAUCCCGAAGCGACGAAAGCGAUUGUCGACGACCACUACGUCGACGAUUAUCUGGCGAGUUUCAGUUCGGAAGAAGAGGCAGCAAAGAUAGCAAGCGAAGUACGAUACGUACACAAUAACGGGGGAUUCCAGCUACACAAUUGGCGGUCGAACAGUGCUACGGUACUAGAGCGUCUGGGUGAAGUGCAACCUGAAACAGACAAGCAGCUAAACCUGGUAGAUACAGCGAAAUCCGAAAGGGUACUCGGAAUGCUGUGGAGCCCUUCAACCGAUGAACUGAGUUUUUCCACACAGAUGAGCGAAGAGGUGCAAACGCUGAUCCGUACAACGACACGGCCGACGAAGAGACAAAUAUUACGGUGCGUUAUGACCCUAUUCGAUCCUUUGGGGCUGCUCUCUCCGUUUAUCAUACACGGCAAGGUCCUUAUUCAAGACCUGUGGCGCGAAGGCACGGAGUGGGACGAGCAAGUCAGUGACAUCGUCUUCGCAAAAUGGGAGAGAUGGGUACAGAUGAUCCAGUACAUUGCCAGAGUCCGGAUUCCCAGAUGCUAUUUCCGUCAUGCCAACAAGAGGACGUACCGCAAUUCCGAGAUACACGUUUUCGUUGACGCUAGUGAGGUAGCAUACUCUUGUGCAGUCUACCUGCGUACAUUCGACAGAGUCGGAGAUCCGCAGUGCUGCCUAAUUGCAGGCAAAUCAAAGGUCGCCCCGCUGAAGCCGUGGUCGAUUCCCAGACUCGAACUGCAAGGGUGUGUCCUAGGUGUACGAUGGUCGAAAUUCGUCAGGGAAAACCACGAUGUCCCCGUCUCCGACAUAGUGUUUUGGACGGACUCCAGGACAGCACUGGCCUGGAUCAAGUCAGAUCCUAGAAAUUAUCGGCAAUUCGUGUCCUUCAGAGUAAGUGAGAUUCUGGAGCACACAACAGCAAGUCAGUGGCGAUGGGUGCCAUCAUCGUCCAACCCAGCGGAUGAAGCAACUAAAUGGGGCAGUGGACCAUACUUUCACCACGACAGCAAGUGGUUUCAGGGACCCGACUUUCUACGGCUUCCGGAACAUGAGUGGCCCCGCUCGAAAGAGCCAGUGACUGCUACUAGUGACGAAAUGCGUACGCCAGUUCUACAUCACUGUUCAUUUCAACCGGCGAUUGAUUUCGACAGGUUCUCAUCCUGGGAUCGCCUACAACGAGCAACAGCAUACGCUCUCCGAUUCAUACACAAUUCGGCCCAGAGGCGUACGAAAUAUACGGGACAACUGCAACAAGCAGAACUACGGGCAGCAGAGGAAACUAUUUUUAGGUUGGCACAACGGGAAUCAUAUCCAGAUGAGAUAGCAGCACUAUCGAACAAAGCGCCGAACGAGACCGGGCAGGAGAUCAUCGGAAAGCAUAGCUCCAUCUACCGACUGAUGCCAAUCUUGGAUAAACACGGCUUGUUACGAGAGCGCGGCAGGGUCGGCGCGGCAGAGGACGUCUGCUACGACGUGCGCCACCCCGUAAUCCUACCGGGAAAACACCGAGUAACGGAGCUUCUUGUACAUCGAUACCACCACCACCUCCGCCAUGGCAACGCAGAGACAGUUGUUAACGAACUUCGUCAGCGGUACACUAUCCCUAGACUCCGCGUGGUGGUUAAGCAAGUCAGCCGUAACUGCGCUUAUUGUAAAAUCCGUCGGGCUAGGCCGGCGAACCCACCAAUGGCACCACUUCCAGCUGCGCGCCUGGCACAUCAUGAACGAGCCUUCACGUAUACCGGGGUGGACUACUUCGGACCACUGUUGGUGAAGUUGGGAAGAUCCAACGUCAAACGAUGGAUCGCAUUGUUUACAUGCCUGACAGUGCGCGCCGUUCAUCUUGAAGUCGCUUAUACGUUAUCCACAGAGUCCUGCAUUUCCUGCGUCCGUCGAUUCGUGGGUCGGCGGGGACCACCCGCCGAAUUUUUCAGCGACAACGGAACAAAUUUCCAAGGUGCCGAUCGAGUGUUGCAGCACCAGAUAAGCCAGGGACUGUCAGCAACGUUCACCAGUACCAACACAAAGUGGAACUUCAUUCCGCCGGGAGCACCACAUAUGGGCGGGGCAUGGGAACGCUUAGUGCAGUCAGUGAAAGCAGCGAUGGGCGAAGCGUACUCCGAGGAGAAGCUGGAUGACGAGGGGCUGCAGACACUGGUCGUGGAGGCGGAAAGUAUAGUCAACUCAAGGCCUCUGACGUACUUACCACUUGAAUCCGAGGAAGCAGAAGCACUCACUCCGAACCACUUUCUGUUGCUGAGUUCAAAUGGAGUGAAGCAUUCAAUAACCCAAACCGAAGAGGGCCCGCGAAGUGAGCUGGUUCGCCGAAAAAUUCUUGGGAGAUCACACGAGCAAAUCCGCACCAAGCUUGACGCUUUCUGGAAACGCUGGUUGGUAGAAUACUUGCCGGUGAUCCGUCGACAACCGAAAUGGUUCGAUGACACCAGAACGAUGAUCGCAGGAGACUUUGGUGAUGGUCGCGGAACCAUUUAA
Molecule: messenger RNA, 2997 nt
Organism: Armigeres subalbatus
Lineage: Eukaryota; Metazoa; Arthropoda; Insecta; Diptera; Culicidae
Exons: 1
Coding region: 1-2997 (998 amino acids)
Biological process (GO): DNA integration
Molecular function (GO): nucleic acid binding
Source: RefSeq, a predicted model, not a curated record